Tetrahymena thermophila SB210 is the source of this 2871-nucleotide messenger RNA. RefSeq lists its product as hypothetical. The transcript has 4 exons. The record is from RefSeq and is a predicted model, not a curated record. NCBI's taxonomy places the organism in Eukaryota, Ciliophora, Oligohymenophorea, Hymenostomatida, Tetrahymenidae.
AUUAUUCUUUUUACUUUUUAUUUAUAAUAUCCAAAAUUUAUUUUUAACGAAAAACAUUAAGUUACCAGUUUUAGUUACAAAGUAGAAUACUUCAAAAAUUAAAUUUUAAAUAGUUAGAUGAUUCCUAAUUAGACUAUAGGAUAUGUUUAGAACGUCAGUAUUAAUUAGAAGGAUUCAUAAUAAAGGAGGUCCUUCAGUCCUCCAGAGGGUACUUUUAAAAAUAUGGUUAAUUAAAAUCAAAUGUAGAUGAGCUUUGGUAAAAAUUAAAUCUCAGAUGGAUAAAAAAGUUAAUUUUAGCAUAACUCUGUUGUGUAGGUUGAUGUUAAUCCAGUUUAAGAUUAUUAAUAUGGAUAAACAAAAGUGAUUAUAAGAAAUUAAGGUCUUCAUAGCAAUUAAAAUAGUAGUGGCAAUAAUAGCUUGCAAUUAGGAUAGUUAUCAUCAAUACAAAAUAAUUCAGCUAAUUGUGUUAAUUUUAGUGAUUAAUUUAAUAACAAUCCUCUCAUAAAUUAGCUAAUGCAGGAAGAAAUAAAUUAAUAUGGAUCUGUAUAAUCAUUCUCUCCAUUAGUAAAUCGUAUGAUGACUGAAGAAUAGAAAUUUUAGUAGGGGUCAAGCAAUUCUAAGGAUAAUAAUAAUUUUAUCAACGGAGUAGGAGGUGGUAGUUUUUCUCCAUAAUAAUUUUAAAACUAAGUUGUUAAUCCUUAAUAGUAAGUAAUCUAAAUCAAUCAUCAAUAAAGUUAUUCAAAUUAAGUAUUAGAUUAGAAUAACUAGUCUUAGCCUAUAUAAUAGCAAUCCCUAUUGAAUGUUUCUGAGCGAUCUCUUAAUGCUAACUAAACACAAGUACACAGAGCAUUAAAUACUCAAAUUGCAAAUAGCCAAAUAAAUAAUAAACCAGUUAAUAUUCAAAAUACAAAUUCAUAAUAUUUAAAUACAAAUUAAUCUUCAAUAAUUAAUUCUAAUACAUAGAGAAACAAUUAAAGUGCUAAAAAUAUUUAUACUCAAUAACAUGAGUAUAAUCCUACAUAUAGCACAAACUAAACAAAUGCAGAUAUUCAACCUAAUUAGAUUGUUAUAGAAAGAAAAAAAGUAGAAAGUCUUAUUGAAUCAAAUAAUCUCCUUAACGGCUAAUUAACUAGCUUAUAAAAAGAUCUUGAUAUUAAAGAAAAGGCACUCCAUAAUACAUAUCAUAUAGCAUUUUUGGAUUGUAAAGAGCAAAAACUGGAUUUCAUGCAGAUCAUAGAAUCAUAUGUUUUAUUGUGUGCAGAAAAUGAAAAGUUAUCGUACGGGUAUAUUGAAAAACUUAAAGUAAUUGAUGAAUUAAAUAUGGAAAUAGGUGAAUUAAUUUAGUAAAAAGAAGAUUGGAAAACUUUAUACGAAGGUAAAUGCCUCGAAUUAACUAGUUCAUAAUCUCAAGCUAACAAUACCAAAUAAAGGGAUGAUCUAAUAUAAAAAUUAGAGGAAGAAAAUGAGAAGUUAAGAUUUGAUUUAGAAUUAGAAAUGAGAGAAAAAGAGGAAUUAAAGCUUAUUCAUGAUGAAUAAAACAGCAUUCAACAAAAUUUACCUGAAGUUAAUCUAAAAGUGUGUGAUCUUGAAGACAAAUUAUUAAAAAUAUUAGAUGAAAACCAAUAACUAAAUACAAUGCUAAGAGAAAGAGUAGACGAAGUAGAAUACCUUCAAAAUACAAUAAAGUAGAUAUAAGAAUAGUUUUAGGAUUAAACUACAAAUGACUCUAGAUUUUAAAAAGUUGUAAAAGACUUGGAGAAUGAAAUAAGAAGAAUGGAUGAAAGGAUGGAGGAAUUGAUAAAAGAAAAAGAAAAUAUUAUCAAUGCAAAGGUUUCAAUUGAAGAAGAAAAUAACUAGUUAAGAAUUUAGUACUAGUUAAAAAGACAAGAGUUUGAAGAAUAUAAAAUAUCAUAGGGAAAUUCCUCAGCUUUAGAAAUAUAAAUCAAAAGGAAAUAAGAGUAAAUUGAAGAGUUACUUUUAAAGUUGGAGAGAGCUUAGAAGAAUUUUAGUGAAGUUUAAGAAUAAAAAGAAACACAUUUAUUUGAAUCUAAUAGUCUUAAAGAAGCUCUUAACAAAUUAGAAAAAAGAUAUGAAGAAAAACAGCAUGAAAAUAUGGAUUUGUUAACAAAAAAUACAGAGCUUUAAAAUUAAAUUAAGUAACUUAAAGGUGAGAAGGACUUGAGCUUUUUAGAAAAAGAUUUAUAAUAAAUUUCUUUUGAAAAAAAGUAGCUAGAAAUAGCACUCAACGAGUAAUAAUAUGAAAAAGAAAGGAUAAAAGCAUAGCUUGAUUCUGCAAGGAAAGAAAUUGAUGGAUUUAAUAAAUAAAUUUUAAUUUAAAAGCAAAAAUAAUCUGAAAUCGAAUUAUAAUAUUAAGACCAAAUCGAAAAAUUGAAGUAAGAGUAAUUCAAAGAAUCUGAGAACUAUCGCUUUAAAGCAAAAAUUGAGGUUUAAGAAGAAGUGAUAGCUUCAUUAAAAGAAAAAAUUAGCUUUUCAGAAGAGAAACUAAAUGAAAAGCAACUUGAAAUAGAAGAAUAAAAGCUUCUAAUAAAAGAGCUUAGGACAAAGAUAGAUAGAUUUAACAUGAUAGAAAAUACACUCCACACUGUAGAUAAAGAAAACUAAACACUUCAACAGUAGAAAUAAGAAUUAAUUUUAUAACUUUAAAAUUUGCAGGUAAUUUUCCAAUUUUUGAUAUUUAUGUAAAUUUAGUUAAAUAAUUGUAGGAAAAAUUGCUAAGGAUUAGUAUAGAGAAUGAGAGGUUACAUAAAGUUAUAGAAGAGUUAUCUAGUUAGGUUGAUUCAUCAAAACAAAAGUUAGAAAAUCAAGAUAAGUUUAAUUAAAUAGAAAUUCAAAAAAUGGAAGAAGACAUGA